AUGUCUCUGUUUGGUGAAAUACUGUCCAUAAAUAAAAAUGAGGAGAAAUCUAACCAGUCCUCAGCUGGUCUUUCUCCUUAUUUGAACUUCGAUCCUCACUACAUACCGAAAAUGCAGCCAGAAUUCUUGUACCCUGACGACAGUCACAUGGCCUCAACCGCCAGAAGAUCUAACGUUGCUUUGCCCAUUAUCGGAAUGUCCUUCAUGACCGGAUCAGGCUUAGGAGGUAUGACAGGCUUAUACAAAGGAUUAAGAGCAACCACAUUAGCAGGUCAAACAGGCAAAGUUCGAAGAACACAAAUAAUCAAUUAUGUCAUGAAACAAGGCACAAACACAGGUUGUACUCUCGGUAUAAUCGCAUCUUUCUACUCCUGUAUUGCUCUCGGCGUCACGUGGCUCCGCGAUAAGGAAGACACGGGCAAUACCUUCAUAGCAGCAGCAACAACUGGUGUUAUUUAUAAGAGCACUGCUGGCCUCCGCUCAAUGGCCCUCGGCGGUGCCGUCGGCCUUACUCUCGCUGGAGUGUACACACUCAUCACAGACAAUGAUAACAUAUGGAGCAAAGCUAAAUAUAAUAGAUUGUGA
Messenger RNA from Arctia plantaginis, 585 nucleotides. NCBI's taxonomy places the organism in Eukaryota, Metazoa, Arthropoda, Insecta, Lepidoptera, Erebidae. The record is from the annotation of a GenBank genome assembly.